Paramacrobiotus metropolitanus is the source of this 1885-nucleotide messenger RNA. RefSeq lists its product as uncharacterized. Bases 400 to 1173 code for a protein of 257 amino acids. The record is from RefSeq and is a predicted model, not a curated record. NCBI's taxonomy places the organism in Eukaryota, Metazoa, Tardigrada, Eutardigrada, Parachela, Macrobiotidae. The transcript is spliced from 2 exons.
UAUGAUGAUAUCAUCGAAUUGCUGAUGAAAUCAAAUCGCACAAUGUCAUAUCGUCAUGCAUAUUGUGCGUCUAGUGCGCUUGGUUCGUCUAGCUUCAACAUAAAGAAGCUUUACUCAUAAAAACUUAUUAUUCGUACAAGUGAGCAACGCAUUACGUAUUAUGUGGAGAGCGGAAGCGGGUAUGGUCUCCUACUUGCGCCACCCCGUACAACAGUCGGAGUAUGUAUUAUUUUUGCAACAGUAUUUGCGUUGAAACAUAUUCAUAAAUCGGUAGUUCAAGAGUUUAGCCGAUGGGCAGCUAUCUUCAUUUGGAAGGUCAGACGAUUGAUAUGGGUUCGCCGUCGUCCAUGAAAGAAGUACAUAAAUAGUACUGUAGAGACUGGAAACAGAAUCAUUGUUAUGGGGGACCGAAAGGAUGUCGACGGGAAAUUACUUUACCGGUUAGCAGCUUCCGUUCACCAACCAGGGAAUUGGUUUGACCAGGUGCGCGGUGACCAUACUUUCUUGCUGGGGGAUUUAUUUCGAAGGCUUCGUCGGGGUCCUGUGUUGUUCUGUUGGGGAAAUUUUGUCCUCCGACUUUUUCUAUACACUUGCAUGGCGGCAGGUGCAUACUUAACAAUUUAUCUGUUAAGUAAGCCGGACUACGUAGACCGGCUUGAGCUGUACAACGUGGGAAUCGGAUUCUCAUGUGUUUUCCUCUUAUGCAUUCCCUACUUAGUGUACAUUAGCUACUACGUGAGCUGGCCCGACUUACGUACCUCCCUACAGACUUCUGAAAUUGUAUCGGCUUCCGAACUGUACGAGAGGAUCCAGACGGUCCGAUCAGGCCGGCCAUGGCUGGGAUGGACAAUUGACUGCCACCAUAUGAUUACGGAAGACCUUGGCGAAGGCGGGACUCGCGAAGUCCCAGAAACCACCUGGAGCGGUAAGGAAGAAUUCAGAUGCGCGGACGUACAGGAUGCUUCUGACCCGCCAGCAUUUCCGUUUCCCGACACACCGAACACGACCGUUCAAAUAAUUCAUUUCUGGAAAAUAUUUCGUUUCGCCGAUGACAGCACUGCCGCAGCAUUCAACCACAUGGAAACCAAUGUCCGCGAAGCUAAUCAUUUUCGCGAUAACAAUGUUCCGUACAAACAUUGUUCGACAUCCCCGGGUUCCAAGGGACUCUGGUAGUAUUCCCGCAGCGUAGGCCGUUGUUGUACCGCAAAUGGUUGUAUGUGGUGGCGCUGUGUUUGCUGCUGGAUGUACCCUAUCUGUGUUUCCUUAAUCUGUCCGUGGCAGAGAUUAAGGAGCACCGCUACGUGUACGUCAAAGAAUUUGCGAAACCGCUGGAUUUGAUUACCUCUGAAAAUUUAGUGCAAAUGUCUGAACAUAUUAAUACUGCAUAAACGCGCUUUAAAAGCUGUACUAAGGCUUGCAAUAUUAUGAUCCCCUCAACGAAAGAAUAAAAGUGUACCUGUCUUCACUAAUUAGUGAGGGAGUAAGCCAACUACCGUGCCGUAUAGUAUGUUGGCGGCUUCUUCCGACGCUACCGGGGACACUUAAUAUUCAGUUACUAUUCACUAUCGAGCGAACUUGCUCCGCAGGUCAUGUGGUGAUGUGUCGUGUCGUGCAGCAUUACAAGUACACAAACUCGGGCAUUGUUGGCCGAGUAAGGAUGGAAAGAACACGGACAGCAAAAAGAAGGUGUGUAAGGACCGUUCGUUGGACUUUACAGCGGUUGUCGUGGUUUUUUCGAGAAAUGGAGUUUAGGUAACGCCUUGAAAAAUUGAUUCAAAUCCGUUAUGGAAAUUUACCUUUGUAACAGUUUUGCUUGAUUUCUGUUUAUUAACAGUCAAAGUUUCACUGGACUGAGGUAAUAAGUGGUCUUCCCAUUGCAUUUUAA